Salvia splendens (bonfire salvia) is the source of this 1935-nucleotide messenger RNA. RefSeq names its product B3 domain-containing transcription factor ABI3. NCBI's taxonomy places the organism in Eukaryota, Viridiplantae, Streptophyta, Magnoliopsida, Lamiales, Lamiaceae. Bases 1 to 1935 code for a protein of 644 amino acids. Gene Ontology annotation, molecular function: DNA-binding transcription factor activity; DNA binding. The record is from RefSeq and is a predicted model, not a curated record. The transcript is spliced from 6 exons.
AUGGGAAAAGUUGAAGCGGCGGAGCAAGAUCUGACGGCGGCGGGUGGCGAUCAAAACCCUAGCGGUUUCGAUCCGAUUGUUGACAAAGAUAUGUGGCUUGAUAUGGACGACGCCUCCAUAUUCUGCGACGAUUUCCCUUCCCUGCCGGAUUUCCCUUGCAUGUCGUCCUCUUCAUCGUCUUCCUCCACUCAGCCUGCGUUGAAGCCGAUCGCGGUCACCUCCUCGUCUUCCUCGGCAACAUCGGCCGUUUCGUGGGCGGUGAUGAGGUCCGAUGCGGAGGAGGACAGUGCCGGAAGGAUGAGCUUCCAGCAGUUUCAGGACGAGGUCAAAAUGGACGCCGGGGCCGCCGCCGGAGCGGCGUUAUCCUCCACCGCCUCCGACGCUGACAUGAUGGAGAGCUUCGGGUACAUGGAUCUGAUCGACUGCAACGAGCUUUGGGACCCCUCGUCUGUUUUCCAGAGCGAAAACCCUCAGGAAUUGGUGGAAGAGCAGGCGGCGGCGCCGGCGGCUUCGGAGGUGGAGGAUGAGAAUGGCGGUUUGAGCUUCCUGCAAGGGGACGCGGAGUUGGCGAUGAUAUUCUUAGAAUGGCUGAAACAGAACAAGGAUUACAUAUCUGCUGAGGAUAUGAGAAGCAUCAAGCUGAAGCGCUCCACCAUUGAAAGCGCUUCGAAGAAAUUGGGAACUACUAGUGAAGGCAAGAAGCAGCUUCUCAGACUCAUCCUCGACUGGGUCGAGCAGCACCGCCUUCAGAAGAAGGCCAAAGGCGCUGCCUCUGCCGCUUUCCCCUUCCAUGAAACUGCCCAAUUCGCUGAUCCGAUCAAUCCAAACCCUAAUUUCAUUUACAAUCCUGAUCCAAACGCGCCUCAGUGGAUGCAGCCGCAGCAGCUGCCGCAGCAGGAGGUGGUUUUGCAGCCGUCUUUUGCGCAGCCGAUGCCGAUGAAUCACGGUGGAGUUGUGAACGGCAUUCCGUUGCAGCAUUCAGCGGAGUAUCCGACGAUGGAGCACCCUCCGUCGUGGGCGAUGCCGCCGCCGUUCCAGCAGCCGCCUCCGCAGCAGCAGUUCAGUCCUUUUCCGGAUAAUGGUGGAAGCGUUGUCAACCGGCAGCAGAGUUUGUACGGCAAUCCUUAUCAAAUGUGUGAUCCGAAUGGGGAUAGGGUGAUGAGACUCGGGUCUUCUGCGACGAAGGAGGCGAGGAAGAAGAGAAUGGCCCGACAGCGGAAGCUGUAUCCGCACCCUCACCGUCACUCUAGCAGCUCGAAUCAGCAGCGAGACGGCCAGCUGAACGAUUCUCGUGUGGAUGAUGGCGGCGAUCAUGAUGGUUCUCCGGGGGAUUGGGGGUACUGGGCCCCUGGUGAAGGCGGCGAUCCCUCUCCUACGGCUGUGCAGCAUCCUAAUUCUGCGGAUCAAGCCGCUGUGCUGCAGCAGAACGGCCAACGGCCGUCUGCUGCUCCUGCUUCUGAUCGGAGGCCACAACAGGGUUGGAAGACUGAGAAGAACUUGAAGUUUUUGCUGCAGAAAGUGUUGAAGCAAAGUGAUGUUGGUAACUUGGGAAGAAUUGUGCUACCAAAAAAAGAGGCUGAAAGCCAUCUCCCAGAACUGGAGACAAGAGAUGGGAUUUCCAUUACCAUGGAAGACAUUGGAACCUCUCGUGUUUGGAAUAUGCGUUACAGGUUUUGGCCUAACAACAAAAGCAGAAUGUACCUUCUGGAGAAUACUGGGGAUUUUGUGAGGGCCAAUGGACUUCAGGAAGGAGAUUUCAUUGUCAUCUAUUCAGACACCAAAUGUGGGAAAUAUAUGAUUCGAGGAGUGAAAGUGCGACAGCCGGGUGGCAAAUCUGAGGGCAAGAAGCCGGCAAGGAGAACCGUACGAAGCCUAUCAUCACUCGGUGGCAACAGCUCCUCCCCGCUUGCUCCGAUUAGACAGGCUAUAAGAUGA